AUGGAGAUGAAGAUGGCUGUUGGCGUGGCCAACUGGCUCGUCGGUAAGGUGCUCACCAAGCUGUCCGACGGGCUGGUAUCUACCUACAUGGCCAGCUCCGAGCUCGGCAGCAACUUCCUGACCGCCAAGAACCAGCUGAUGUACACACAGGCGCUGUUGUCCGCAUCCGUGGGCAGGGACGUGGGCGACGAUCCUGGCCUGCGCGGACUUCUGGGGACGCUGAGCAACAAGGCCGACGAGGCCGAGGACGUGCUCGAUGAGCUCCACUACUUCAUGAUCCAGGACGAGAUCGAUGGUACCAAGGAGGCUGCUGCGGAGGUGGGCGGCGGAAUCAAGGGUCACUCCAUCCAUGGACGCCAUGUUGCUCGCUACACCCUCGGUAACUGCCUCCCGUGCUUUUCAUCUCCACGCACUCAAGGUGAUGAGCCUCCUGCAGUUGCUGCUGCUGCUGCUGCUACCAACAGUGAAGACAAGCCUGGUACCAGUAAUGAUGAUGGCGAUGUUGAUAUUAAGUUGCCAUUCAACAGAAUAGCCAUGUCCAAGAAAAUCAAGUCCGUAAUAGAGGAGAUGAACUCCAUAUGCAUACUUGUCUCUGACCUGCUCAAAGUCAAAACUGCAAACCAGAGUAGCAUUGCAUUAAGCACACAUGUCACCACUGAAAGGCCUCCCACUGGCUCCAUAGUUCCACAAGAUAGAAAACUGUAUGGAAGGAGUGACAUUUUUGAGCAAACUAUAAAUGCACUCACCAGUGGCACUUACCAUGAUAAAACCCUCUCUGUCCUGCCUUUUGUUGGGCCUGGGGGCAUCGGCAAGACGACCUUCACCCAACACUUGUAUAAUGAUGAAGCGGUCAAGGGACACUUCCCUGUCAGAGUCUGGGUAUGUGUCUCAACUAAUUUUGAUGUGAUUAGGCUCACCCGGGAGAUUCUUGGCUGCAUACCUGUAACUAAUGCUAUCACUAAUGCCAGCACAGUUGAACCAACAAAUUUAGACCAACUUCAAAGAGCCAUUUCAGAGAGACUGGACUCCAAUAGGUUCUUAAUUGUCUUGGAUGAUGUGUGGACAUGCAAGAGUGAGCGUGAUUGGAAAAACCUAUUAGCCCCAUUCACAACAGGGGGAACCAAGGGCAGCAUGGUUCUUGUCACAACUCGAUUGCCAGCUGUAGCACACAUGGUCAAAACAACUGAUCCAAUAGAACUGCAUGGUUUAGAGCCUGAUGCCUUCUUUGCACUGUUUGAAGCAUGUAUAUUUGGUCGUAACAAACCCAGGAUUUAUGAUGAUGACUUAGUAAAUGUUGCAAGAGAUAUUGCAAAGAAACUGAAGGGUUCGCCACUUGCAGCAAAUACAGUUGGUCGGUUGUUGAAGAAAAACAUGUCUUGGGAAUAUUGGAUGGGAAUUCUUGAAAAGAAUGAAUGGCAAAGUGCAAAAAAUGAUGAUGAUAUUUUGCCGUCUCUGCAAAUCAGCUAUAAUUACCUUCCUUUUCAUCUGCAGAAAUACUUCUUUUAUUGUGCCCUCUUCCCAGAAGAUUACAGGUUUUAUGAUUUGAAAAAAAUCACUAAUUUCUGGAUUGCAAUGGGUAUUGUAGACCCAAAUUGCCAAAACGACAAGAAUUACUUAGACGAACUAGUGGACAAUGGUUUUCUCAUAAAGGAUAGUGAUAGUGAUGGUGAUGAAUACUACGUGAUGCAUGAUUUAUUGCAUGAACUAUCUCGGAAUGUUUCAUCACAAGAGUGUGUGAAUAUAAGUAGUUUAAGUUUUAGAGUCAGUGACAUCCCACAAUCUAUUCGGCACUUAUCAAUCACUAUAGAAGAUAAAUAUGAUGAAAGUUUUUGUCAAGAAAUAUGUAAACUGAAGAGUGUAAUAGACAUUGGAAAUUUGCGUACUUUGAUGGUUUUUCAAUUAUAUGAUUCAGAAAGAGGUUAUAUUCUGAGAGAUGCAUUUGAAGGAAUAAAGAGUCUCCGGGUUCUAUUUAUAGCUAGCCUUCCAGAAUAUUUGCCAGAAAGUUUUUCCAAUCUUAUCCACCUCCAAUACCUUGAACUCAUAGUGCCUCUUGGUGAGAGAGAUAAUAAGCAUUCACCUAGGACAUUACCAAGAUUUUACCACUUGAGAUUCUUGGACCUCUUUGAUUGGCACGAUCAUAUAAUUUUCUUUCCUAAAAGCAUUAGCCGCCUCGUGAGCUUACGCCAUAUUUAUUCUUCCAAAGAAUUCCAUUCCCGUAUCCCUGAGAUCGGAAAGAUGAAGUGGUUACAGGAGCUAAGAGAAUUUCGUGUUAAGAAGGAAAGUGUUGGAUUUGAACUGAGCCAGCUGGGGGAAUUGACAGAGCUUGUUGGGCAGCUUGCUAUAUAUAAUCUUGAAACCGUGGCAUCCAAAGGAGAAGCUAAUGAUGCUAAACUGAAGGAUAAAAGAAAUCUGAAAGAAUUGAAAUUAAUUUGGGGUGCAGGGCAACAGAUUACAGAUGGUGAUGUUCUCGAGGGUCUUCAACCACCCCCAAAUCUUAGAGAGCUUGGCAUUACAAAUUAUGGUUUUGCCGUUGGUCCUAGCUGGUUGUGCAGUGACAUUAGCAUAAAAAGGCUGGAGUCUCUACAUCUGAAUGGUAUAUCUUGGGACACUCUUCCACCUUUUGAGCAGUUACCACAGCUCACCAACCUCAAACUGGAGAAUAUUGCUGGGAUGCAUGUGUUUGGACCAGGAUUUGGUGGUCUUACAGAGAGAAGUUUUAUGUACCUGAAAACAGUUAAGAUUGAGAAUAUGCCAGAACUUGGGGAAUGGGUCGGGGGGGACAAUAGCCCUUUGUUUUCAAGGCUUGAAAGCAUUGUAUGCCACUAUUGCCCCCGUCUGUCCUCGUUUUCCUUCUUGGAAUGUUGUACCAACCUUUGUCGACUUGAUAUUAUUAAUUGCCCAAAGUUGUCUCAGAUACCCCCUCUGCCUCAAACUUCUACACUGACAGAGUUAUGUGUGGGAUAUGGGUUUCAGGCAAGUUUGUCGUAUGAUGGAAAGUAUUUGUCUGCUGAUGGGUAUAAGGGUGCUUUGGCCUUCCAAAAUAUGGAUAGAGUGGAGGUCAUAAGAAUUUUUAGUUCACCACAUGUCUCAUUGUCAGUGUCAGACCUCCAAAGGAUGAAAUCCCUGAGAGAACUAGUUGCCAUAGGCUGCGCCAGCAUAUUCUCCGCAGAAUGGUUCGAUGCAGUCGUCCUAAAGGAAUUGGCAGCUCAUGAUAAAUCUUUGGACGAAGAAAAUAUCUCUGUAGCAGCAGGUCUGAUCCCGGAGGUGGCAAUUAGCAAAUCAUCGCAUCCAGGUUCAUUCCGACUGGAAUACAUGGAGGUGACUAGCAUCUCGGCAGUGCUUAUUGCUCCUAUUUGCAGACGCCUGGCCGCUACCCUUCACACAUUAAGGUUCUAUUAUGAUGAGGUGACUGAAACCGUCACGGAAGAGCAAGAAGAAGCGCUUCAUCUUCUCACCUGCCUCCAAAGUCUAUAUUUCACAUGCUGCAAACUGCGAUCUCUCCCUCGGCUAUAUGGCCUUUCUUCUCUCAGGAAACUUUCGAUCGCAGACUGUGAUGGAAUCCAAUCACUGCCGCCCAAGGAGGACUUCCCCACUUCACUGCUAAUACUAGACGUAAGUGAUUGCUGCAGCCGUGAAAUAAAAGAGGAAGCCGAGAAAUUAAAAGAAGCAAACCCUUGUUUAUCUGUUGAGGUAAGUAACACUCACUUUUUGAAACCUAGCUAG
Triticum turgidum subsp. durum (durum wheat) is the source of this 3723-nucleotide messenger RNA. NCBI's taxonomy places the organism in Eukaryota, Viridiplantae, Streptophyta, Magnoliopsida, Poales, Poaceae. The record is from the annotation of a GenBank genome assembly.